AUCGUGCUAGACUGAGAUACCCAACGCUCGAGUCAUUUAAACAUUUUAGAUAACAUUAGUUUUCACAAAAUCCAGUCCCGAAGAAUUAAGCUCUUUUAUUACAAUUUUAUUGAAAGCUAACGCACGCCGUAUUUUCCAUGGAAAAUAUUCCUGAUAGUUUGGAUGGGAAGAACAAGUAUGAUCUAAGUGAGUUUUCUUCCACUUUGAAAGACCAAAACCAUGAAAAUGAGACUCGGGCAACUGGCAUAAAUAUGAAUGACUCUGGCGAAAAAACUGCGUGUACAAAUAAUCCAAUCGCUAUAUUAAAUAGAACCAGUUUUUCUGACAGUCCUAUUCGACAAUGUGUCCGACAGUACAAGAGACAAAGAAACAAGAUCUUGGGCCGUAUAUUACAGGCAAUUUGUCAAAAUCGAGACAUUAACAUCUACGUCCAGCUAAUGAAACUUUUAAACUGUAAUAAAAAACACAAACGUUCUGAAGAUUCACUAAAUUGUAAGAUUGCAAUUGAUGAUAACACUGCCCUUAGUAGUGUGAAAAAGAAUAAGAAAUGCAAGGAUAAACCGGGAAAUACCCUUUCUACGAUUUCGCAAAUUAAUAAAACACGUACUACCUGGUGUCCAAGUCACAUCACACAAUUUAUUGAGAUUUUAGGCUUGAGUGAACAAAUAUCCAAAGAAAAAACACAUAACUCAAGUUUCAAAAUUACAGAAACAAACAAGAAUCAAAGCUGCCAAAUCCUUAAAAAUAAACCAUUAGCUUUUCUAGAAACUGUCUUGAAAGUUCUGAAGAUGAAAAACUACCCGGAAUUGUUGCUGAUUAUAAAGCCAAGUCAAAAAGCGAUUAUCAACAGAAAUAUUAGAAGAAAUAUUCUUCAGAUUGCCAUUCGUACGAAACCCAAAAUACAAUAUAAAAAGAACAGGAUGGUAGAAUUAUUUAAACCAAAAGAUCAUAAUGCAAACAAGCUUGUUACUAAAGACAAUUGUUUCAGCGAAAAAUCUACACAUUCGCCAAACUCUGGUGACGGUGAUAAAUGUAACUACGAUCUCAAGAAAAUUGCUGAUGACCAUAAAGAAUACGUAAAUCCCAACAAAAUUCAAAGUGCAUCAGAAAAUUCGGCUAAGGCUGAAAAAGAUUCAAGAAACACAAAUGAACCUGUGGAACUUACAAAAUUCCCCAAAACUCCUAAGAAAAUGAUUGAUCUGCGAUCAAUAAAAUGUUCCAAUAAUAAAAAAUUGGAUCAAAAAAAGAAACCAAAACACACAGUAAAAGAUAUAAUAGUUGAAAUAAUAAAGAGCAAUAAGGAGAAAUCUAAACCAUCUUCCCUAUCUUCUGUGAAAUUAAAUGAAGAUACAAAUAUUUUUAAUACAUCUGGAUCUGCCUCAGUUCCUGGAUCAUCGAUGUCUAAAAAAGUAAGCGCUUGCUAUGACAUAAAUUUGACUAGAUCAAACUAUUUACAACGAAAGGGUGUUGAACCUAAGAGCGUGCUAACAGGUCCAAAAUAUUCAUUGUUAUGUAAGAGAACGAACGAAAGUGAUUUAGGGAAUGCACCCGAUCGACCUUUAGCGAAAAGAAGGUCUUCAGGCAUUGAUGAAAGGUUUUUUGAUGAUAAUGUCAUACUGACAGGUGUACCUUGCUCAACAGAAUUCAAUGAGGUUAUUGAAGAAAGAAUAAAGGAUAGUCAAAACAUGGCGAUUCAAAUGUAUAAAUGCAGACAAGAUGAUGACAUUAAAAACGAAAUAUCGAAGUAUAAAAGGUGUUUAUCUUUCCUCGAACUAAAGCAACGCUUCGAAUUAACAAGCACGCUAGGCAAUUUUAUGUGUUGUCCCAUCGACAGACAAAUCUCUUUACAUGUGCAACACUUAAAACAAAGACGUCUCUUAGAACAACAGUUGAACUCUCGGCUAACGCGCCUUGAAAAUAGAUUUGAAAAUUUAUUUGACGGUCUUACCAAUCGACAGACAAAAGUUCUUAAUGUUUUGAACAUGGACUUCGAGAAAAACUCUUUAACAGCUAGAUCCCUAACACUUCCUCUACGUAAAGGACCAACUCGUGAGAACAAACAUUCAAUCUGUUAUCAACAAAUUACGGCUGCACCUUCUAUAAUGAUAACACUUUUGAGAGAAGAUGAAGUUUAUGAUACUUUCUACAGUCACAGGCUCCCUUGGAAUCACUUAUAAAUUCAACAGAAAAUAUUUUUAUUUAUAUUAAAUAAAAUUCUUUUUAUCUUUGAAA
Molecule: messenger RNA, 2232 nt
Organism: Octopus sinensis (East Asian common octopus)
Lineage: Eukaryota; Metazoa; Mollusca; Cephalopoda; Octopoda; Octopodidae
Exons: 2
Coding region: 138-2177 (679 amino acids)
Source: RefSeq, a predicted model, not a curated record